CAGCCAGCUUCAAAGAGACCGCUGGGACCGCGAGCAAAGCGACGGCGCGGAGUUAGGGAAGCAUGUGGUGGCUUUUGUGGCUCGCCCUCGUCCUCCGCACACACGUAACUCCACAGCGACUGCACGCUUGCAAAGCGCUGGUGCGCGUCGCUUCUCUGGCGGGGUCCUCAACCUCCACCCGCCGCUGCCCCAGUGCUUCUGCACAAUAGCGCGGCCCCUUCUCCCUCUGGCUCUCUCUGCUCGCAGCGCAGACACAGCCAGCCCGCUUCCACUUGACCCGAAGUGGGGGCGGCCGGGGGGUGGGGGAGAACACUUGCCACUUCUUGCUUGGCUCAAAAGGAAGGCGCGAUCCGGGAAGUCCUUAGAUCAACUCAUGCAGAAAAAGGAGAAAAGUUUUGGUAUACAAAUGCUCUCAGUCCAGCCAGACACCAAACCGAAAGGUUGUGCUGGCUGCAACCGUAAGAUCAAAGACAGGUAUCUUCUAAAGGCCCUGGACAAAUACUGGCAUGAGGACUGUCUGAAGUGUGCCUGCUGUGACUGCAGAUUGGGAGAAGUAGGCUCUACCUUGUACACCAAAGCCAACCUUAUCCUGUGUCGCAGAGACUACCUGAGGUUAUUUGGAGUAACGGGGAACUGUGCCGCCUGCAGCAAACUCAUUCCUGCUUUUGAAAUGGUCAUGAGAGCCAAGGACAAUGUUUACCACCUGGACUGCUUUGCGUGUCAACUUUGUAAUCAGAGAUUUUGCGUGGGAGACAAAUUUUUCCUAAAGAACAACAUGAUUCUGUGCCAGACAGACUAUGAGGAGGGUUUAAUGAAAGAAGGUUACGCACCCCAGGUUCGCUGAUCCAAUGCCUCAUCACUAAGAAUACCGAAGCACUACAUUUUUAUUCUCCCCCCCCCCCUUGGCUCAACAUGUAUAUAAGAAAUGAUGGCGGAACCUACUGAAUAGCGUAGAUAUAGGGAGACAGGAUGGUCAUGUGGAAUAAAAGGCGGACUGCAACUAUAUGUAGUGGAAAUUGCACCAGUUCACAGUUGAAUGUUUAUUAAAAGAUAAUGUACAUACUGCUGGAGGUUUUUUUUCUUGCUUGCUGUUGGGUUCUCUCUCUUUUUUCCUCUUUGUGUCAUUUGGCAUGAGAUGCUUAUUUUGGACUAAUGUAUAUAAAGUAUUGUAAUAUUUGAAGCACAAAUGUAAUACAGUUUUAUUGUGUUACCAUUUGUGUCCCUGUUUGCUUAUUUGUAUUGUUGCAUUUAGUACAAUCGGUGUCUAAACUUUAUUGUAUAUUUAUGCUUUCUGUAUCUACCAGCUAUUUUGAAAGAGCUGUAUCUUUCUAGUAAAAAAAAAAAAUUAAGACCCAAUCCCAUCCAUUAUUCUCCAUUUUAAGAGCUUCACAAAUGCUAUUGACACUUGAACUAUUUGAUUAAAAUUGAUGGACAAGUUCCAUCCAAAGUUAAGUACUCUCCUAAGUCCCAUUGAUUUCAGUGGGAUAUACUUAAGUACAUGUUUAAAGUUCCCACAGAAAUCAGUGGGAUUUAGAAGUGCUUGACUGGGACUGGAUUACAAUUCUUACAGUAGACAUUGCUAAUAUGACCAAGGUUGUGGAUCUUUUAGUAGAUCUCCUGUAAAUGUUUUUUAAAGCAAAUGAAAUCCCAGCUAUUUUAUUUCACAUGGUUCAUCUGUGUACCAUUUUGUUUUACUAUAGAAUUAGGGGUCCACAUGACUAGGAUUUCUUUCCCAUCCUUAUUGACAGAUGUUUUUAAAUUUAUGGAGCAGGCGGUUUUAAUUAGUUUUUGGCUACUGUGCUCUGUACAGUUUGCCCAAAAUUUCAUUUGCUUGUUUCCAAUAUAACUGGGAAUUAGGAGCUGAGCCCCAGUGCAAAUCAGUGCCUUUGGGUGUCAUGUAAUAUAUUUAUAUAUAUAUUUCUGAAGUUAUUUUAAUGUAGGAUAGUGAUUUCUGCUCCUGUACAGAAACGUUAUUUAAAAAAAGAAAAAUCAGUGUCUUGCCUAAACUUCACUGGGUUUGGGCACGACACACCUAAGAGACUGCCUCCUUUCAUGUGGAUAAUCAGUCUCUCUAACGUUGACCAAGAGUGCCCUCUGGAGGUUCCCUUCUGGGUAUCGAUUGGUCCUUGCAGAGGCAUUCCUAAUGGCUGCCCUACAUCUAUGGGAACUCCUUCAUGCUGGAGACUCGCCCAAAGCUGCAUAAUUUUUUGGAAGCAUUGUAAGGCCUUUUGAUUUGGGCUGACAUUUUGGGGAAUGGAAAUGAAGAACCUCCAGUGGCGUGCCGAAUUUUUAGCAUCUGUUACUUUGUAGAUGUGUUAAUCAAAACUUAACUGGAUAUUGUAUUCUUUGUUUCUUAAUUUAUUGUUAUCCAUUCCAAACUGUUGGGGUGGGGCAGUCUAACAAUAAAUAAAAUCUAAGGAUUGGA
Messenger RNA from Hemicordylus capensis (graceful crag lizard), 2425 nucleotides. It is a transcript of the gene LMO3, whose product is annotated as LIM domain only 3. Gene Ontology annotation, biological process: positive regulation of transcription by RNA polymerase II. The coding region runs from base 374 to 844 and encodes 156 amino acids. The transcript is spliced from 4 exons. Lineage: Eukaryota; Metazoa; Chordata; Lepidosauria; Squamata; Cordylidae. Gene Ontology annotation, cellular component: nucleus. Gene Ontology annotation, molecular function: DNA-binding transcription factor binding; transcription coactivator activity. The record is from RefSeq and is a predicted model, not a curated record.